AUGUAUCUCAAGGGCUUCACAGAUACAGCCGAUCCUUGUCUUCCAGCUCAGAAACAUCCUAACUUAGAAUCUUAUCCUAUCUACUUAGUAGCCAAGAUCUUGGCAAUCAUUUCUAUUCUAUUCAUCGUGCUCUCCACUAUCGCUUUGUCUCUUAACACCCUCCCAGAGCUGCAAGACACAGACGAGUUUGGUCAGACAACUGAUAAUCCCCAGCUGGCCCAUGUGGAGGCGGUGUGCAUUGCUUGGUUCACUAUGGAAUAUCUUCUUCGCUUCCUUUCUUCACCAAACAAAUGGAAAUUUUUUAAAGGUCCCCUCAAUGUCAUCGACUUGCUGGCCAUCCUACCGUAUUAUGUCACCAUAUUCCUGACCGCGUCCAACAAGAGCGUGCUGCAAUUCCAGAAUGUGCGGCGGGUGGUGCAAAUCUUUCGAAUCAUGCGGAUUUUGCGCAUCCUCAAGUUGGCACGUCACUCCACUGGGUUGCAGUCACUGGGCUUCACGCUACGACGGAGUUACAAUGAGCUGGGCCUGCUUAUCCUCUUCUUAGCAAUGGGGAUCAUGAUCUUUUCGAGUCUAGUUUUCUUUGCUGAGAAGGACGAGGAUGACACCAAGUUCAAGAGCAUCCCUGCCUCCUUCUGGUGGGCCACUAUUACCAUGACCACUGUUGGAUAUGGGGACAUUUACCCCAAGACGCUUCUGGGAAAGAUCGUUGGUGGACUCUGCUGCAUAGCAGGAGUGUUAGUUAUUGCCCUACCCAUUCCCAUCAUCGUCAACAACUUUUCUGAAUUCUACAAGGAGCAGAAACGGCAAGAGAAGGCCAUAAAGAGACGGGAGGCUCUAGAGCGAGCCAAACGCAAUGGCAGCAUAGUGUCCAUGAAUGUUAGAGAGGCGUUUUCCCGUGGUGCAGAGCUUCUGGAUGUGGUAGUCAUGGACAAGGGUGAGAGAACCCAGGACAACCAUCUCUCACCCAGUCGAUGGAAAUGGUCAUCCAAGCGGGCAGCUUCAGAGACCAGUUCUAAUCGUUCUUUCAACCCAGACCAAGGUUCUCCUAGCAAGGCGAGAGCUUCUAGUCCACAGAGGCUUAAUGCACAGAAACUAGAAGAGAUGUACAACCACAUGGCAAAGACUCAGUCACAGCCCAACCUGAACACAAAAGACAAAGGUUCAUCCCGAGCAGGCCAUAGAAGGGAUGAAAUUGAGCUGGGAGCCUUGCCAGGUCAAGGAGGCGACCCACUGAUUGGGGGUCGUGAAGGGGUGGUAGACAUGAAAAGUCUGUCGAGCAUUGACAGUUAUAUCAGCUGUGCAACAGACUUCCAAGAGAACCCACGAUUCCCCUACAGUCCGGCAGGAGGUCUAUCCCUCCCAGAGAACUCUCGGUUCUCCCACAGCCCUGGUUCUGGCCUCUCUGGUCGGGUCAGUGCUAAUCCGAGUCUGCAGACCACCUUGGAGCAUGAGACUAUGCUCACACCACCAUGUUCUGGUGCUAAACCUCUCAACAGCGAGGGUUCGUGGCAACAAGGACUUCUCGGAAACUCUCAGAAAAUGCAUUCGGUUAGGGUGAAUCAUCGUAAUUGCAGGGAGGCCAGUCUAUCAGGUGGUCCUCUGUCUGACAGCUCUAUUCUUUCUGACCACUCCAUCCUAAGCCCCGAGGUGUCUGUCUACACAACAGCCAGCAGCAGGACUCCACCUAAGACACCCGAGAGAAAAGCACUCACCCCUGCAGUCUUCACUUUUCACGACGCGUCCAUCAGCAAGUACAUCGAUGCUGACACAGAUGACGAGGAGCACUUGCGCGAAGGUGGCCCAUCUGACCGCCUGCUGGGUGGCCUGAGCUCCAAGCCUCGGCUCAGUGGUUACCAGGGGGCCACCAACCACUUGGAAGCUGCCCAAAGGCUGCUCGGUCAGAACUGCCUAUUCCCACUGGGAAGUAGCCCAAGUGUUGGCCAUGAGAACCAUGUGGCUUCAGAGAACUCACGAAGGCCUAAAGGGGACAGGGGACAUUCCAACGCAUUUGAUAAGGGCCUCUGAGGCCUCAGGGUCGUGAGUUGGACUCCAAAGGGAGUCCAAGAAGGGAAAGAAGGCCAAGUUCAGUCAAGGACUUUGGGGAAAGCAGAGACUAAUGUACAAUGGAGAAUCGUUUUACAGGCAUCUGACCAGGGGGCGUACCCUGGUGACUUUAUGCGGGAGAGUUCACUGGAAAACAGUGGUCAUGUUACAUCAUUAAGGAACAGGAUCUUGAGGAUGUACCACUGCCUACACCUCUUGCCCUUUUUCCUCUUCUGUAAACAAGCCUGCAUUGGUGUGUCGCAGGGGUAAGAUAAAGCCAGAGCGGAUCUGGUCUACAGUUGUUUGUGAAAAGAACAGAAUGUAUGCUAAAGCUUAAUUAGCUUGAGGCUGAACACUUACCAGACAUUUAAGCGCAGAUGUGUAUGGUAAAUCAAGGGGGACAGUCGUCACUGCCCACGUCAGCUAGUCACUGUCCAGAGCCCACCUUAAAGAUUAGCAUUAGAGACAUGUUAUACCCUGUUUACUAGUGCAUCCUUCCCCUGUCCCUUAAUAAACUGAACUGGCCUU
Sinocyclocheilus grahami is the source of this 2571-nucleotide messenger RNA. It is a transcript of the gene kcnb1, whose product is annotated as potassium voltage-gated channel, Shab-related subfamily, member 1. Gene Ontology annotation, cellular component: voltage-gated potassium channel complex; membrane. The record is from RefSeq and is a predicted model, not a curated record. The transcript is spliced from 3 exons. Lineage: Eukaryota; Metazoa; Chordata; Actinopteri; Cypriniformes; Cyprinidae. The coding region runs from base 1 to 2025 and encodes 674 amino acids. Gene Ontology annotation, biological process: potassium ion transmembrane transport; action potential. Gene Ontology annotation, molecular function: delayed rectifier potassium channel activity.